CCAUAUGCUUGAUUAUUACUCCUUGCUGUGGCAUGAUUUUGAAAUAAGUCUAUUUUUAUUAUAUUCUCUGAUGUCAGUAAUGAUUACUUUACACUUCUCCUUUUCAAAGAUAAAGCAAGCUUGUGACGAUGAAAUGUUGAGGGAGAUACUUGUCAGCGAUGAUAUGAUUGAAAUGCUAUCAGAGGCUGGAUACACUGGUGUACCACAUAAAGAGACAGUGCAUACUGUUUCCAAAAUUGCUCAGUCAAUUUGCGUAAUGGGCCACUUUUCAUCAGUUCUUCCUCAAAUUAUGCAAUUGCUUGAAGGCCUCAGCAGUUGUGGUCUUAUAAAUUAUAUGAUAGAAAAUCCAGAGUUGUGGAAGCCAUUGUUCGAUCCUUAUAACGAUUCGUUUAAACUUUCUGCUGAUACUUUCCUCAAUGAAAUUAUUCCAACAUUCAGCAGUUCGCAGAUUCACAAGGAAAAGGAGGUUGACGUGUACAAGAUAUUUUGCGACUAUGUGCAAACCCUAGAUACUGAAGGAGACGUAUCCAUAUCAGCGUUUCUGAAGUGGUUAUCGGGAUGUAAGACUAUUCCAGUUCUGGGUUUUCCAAAAAAAUUUUCCGUAACGUUUGUACAUGAUUGCAAAGAAAAUUGUAAAUGUCGCCCCACAACAUCAACAUGCGAUCUUCUGCUGAGAAUUCCAGUUCAUAUAAGUAACAUUAGUGAGAUGGAGCAGAUGACACAAAUAUAAUACG
Molecule: messenger RNA, 734 nt
Organism: Xenia sp. Carnegie-2017
Lineage: Eukaryota; Metazoa; Cnidaria; Anthozoa; Malacalcyonacea; Xeniidae
Exons: 3
Coding region: 5-730 (241 amino acids)
Molecular function (GO): ubiquitin-protein transferase activity
Source: RefSeq, a predicted model, not a curated record